GUUGCCCAUGAAUUAGCUCAUCAGUGGUUUGGCAAUCUUGUUACUUUGGAAUGGUGGAAUGACUUGUGGCUGAAUGAAGGGUUUGCUAGCUAUGUCGAAUUUAAAGGAGUGGAUCAUGUUCAUCCAGAAUGGGAAAUGGAAUCUCAGUUUCCAAUAACCAAUCUUCAAUCGGUUUUCGUCGAUGAUUCCAAGCUGAGUUCCCACCCCAUAGUACAAACCGUUGAAAAUCCUGACGAGAUAAAUGCCAUGUUUGAUACUAUUUCGUAUGAUAAGGGAUCAUCUGUGUUAAGAAUGCUGGAGGACUUCAUGGGAGAUGCCUUCCAAGCAGGAAUUAAUGCCUUCCUCAAGAAAUAUGCCUAUGCAAAUGCUGUUACAAAAGAUCUUUGGGCUGAACUGACCUUAUCCUGGGAGGGAAAUCACCCUGAAGGAGAGAAGGGUGAUGUGGGUGCUAUCAUGGACACCUGGACAAGACAAAUGGGCUAUCCUGUGGUGAAUGUGGUGAGGUCAGCCCCAGACACCUUCACUCUAACACAGGAACGCUUCUUGCAAGACCCAACAGCAGAAUAUGAUCCAUCUGAGUCAGAGUUUGGAUACAGAUGGGAUAUCCCUAUUGGAUACAUUACUUCUCACACUUCCCUUAACAAGACUUGGCACUAUCUGGAGCAGGAGCUAGUGCCGAUAAAGGUAGACCCCGAAGUCAGCUGGAUAAAACUGAAUGUGAACCAGAAGGGCUACUAUAGAGUCAAUUAUGAACCAGCCAUGUGGGACCAGCUUGCAGACCUCUGUGCUGAGCAAGUUCUAAGCCCACCAGACCGUGCUAGUCUCUACAAUGAUGCCUUAGCUCUUGCCGAUGCUGAACUGCUGGAUUACCCCGUGGCCUUAAACCUCACACGCUCACUGGCUUUUGAAACAGACUAUGUGCCUUGGGUUGCUGCUGCCGGCCAUCUGAUUGACAUGGAGAAACUGCUGCUUGAAACCACUGUCAACCAGCCAUUUAGUGACUAUGUUUUAACUUUGGUGGAACCAAUCUACAGUUCUCUUGGAUGGACUGAUACAGGAGACCACCUUCAAAAGUUGUUGCGCACAGAAGUGGUCACUGUUGCCUGCGCAAGUGGAAGCAAAGGCUGUCUGCAAGAAGCAGCAACAGAACUGGGAUCCUGGAUCAGUGACAGCACUCACCCUCUGCCACUUGGGACCAAGAGACAGGUGUACCGGUGGGGAGUGGUGCAAGGAGGAACCCAGGAGAUGUGGGACACAAUGUGGCAGCGAGCUCUGACGGAGAUGAGUGCAACAGAAACAGAUAACUUGUACUAUGGAAUGGCCAAUUUCCAGGAUACAGUCAUUUUGGAGAGGUACAUUGAGUUGUCUCAGGAUGAAAAUAAUGUGAGAAGUCAGAAUUUCCUGCAUAUUCUUCAAUACAUGGCUUCCAACCCUGCAGGCUCUGACCUGACAUGGAAUUGGGUGAGGUCCAACUGGGAAUGGCUGGUGGAUCGGUAUACCCUAAAUGACAGGUACCUGGGUCAGCUGAUCCCAAAUAUAAGUAAAUAUUUUUCAACGCCACGGAAACUCUCAGAGAUGGAAGAGUUCUUUGCCAAGUAUCCAGAAGCAGGAGCUGGUGAGCUCAACCGCCAGCAGGCUCUUGAGACAGUGCGUUCAAAUAUCCGUUGGGUGGAAGCCUAUUCGAGCACCAUCCUGGACUGGCUAAACUCACAGAAACAGUGAUGAUUUUGAGGAUCUUGAGCUCUUUCAUACAGUCACUUAUUUUCAUGCUUUCAAAACAAGAUUGUCUCACAGUCACUUACUGUCUGCAAGAGUUUGGCUUUUCAGAGUUUUGUCACAUGAAAAAACUUAUUUAACUGUAUAUCCAUAUAGCCUUUUAUCCUUUCUUUCUUUAACCUUCCUUGCUCAACGUCUGCAAUGAUAAGAGCAAUGUGUGCUGUUAAUUGUCAAAGGUUGUGUUCAUGUGGAAACCAGCUGAUUUUAGUCAUUUCUAAGCGUGGUUUUUACACCUAGGUUCCAGCUAGAAGUAAAGAGUCAGAACAUUUGCAUCUGUCCAGAAAGUUCAAAUUGCAUUUGUAUCAUCUAUUUUUGUAAAAUAUACAUACUUUGAUACAUGACCUAAAGGGAUUAAUCUGCUAGAGGAUGAGAACUAGUAAAGAAAUUGAAUUGGAUAGUUUAGGGAAGAGAAUGUAAUACUGCAUAUACAUAUUUUAUUAUAUUUUACAUGUGUCCCUUUAUUGAAAUAUAAGAGCUUGGUGAUAUA
Molecule: messenger RNA, 2263 nt
Organism: Penaeus indicus
Lineage: Eukaryota; Metazoa; Arthropoda; Malacostraca; Decapoda; Penaeidae
Product: glutamyl aminopeptidase-like
Exons: 14
Biological process (GO): proteolysis; peptide catabolic process
Cellular component (GO): cytoplasm
Molecular function (GO): metalloaminopeptidase activity; peptide binding; zinc ion binding
Source: RefSeq, a predicted model, not a curated record